CGGCCCGGCCCGGCCCGGCCCCUUCCGCCCUGCUCCGCCAUGGUGGGGAAGGCCAAGCGCCCGCGGCUCCACCGGGCGGCCCCGCGGCCCUGGCCCGCCCGGGAUGCUCCGCCGCUCCCCGAGCCCGGCCCGGUGCCCGGCUGGAGCGCGGCCGGCAAGGACUGGGACUUCUCAUCUUCUGGUGUCUUUUCUGGGCUGAAGAUUGACCCAGACACUCUAGUAAAGAAGCUUGACUUGGACUCCAGAAGCAUCAUUUCCUCCAGAACAGGUUUAGAAGAAAAAACAGUUCUUUCCAAGAAAGAAAAGAUGAAGCUGAGGAAGGAGAGGUGGCUACAGAAAAUAGAGAGCGUGAAGCUCGCCAAGCAGAAGCAAAAAGCCGAAGCCAAGAGGAAAGCAACACCUGUGGUGGGAGACAUGCAGCCACUGAUGGAAGCCCUGCCUGAGCUCUCUGACCUGGCCACAGGUGGCAGGGGCAGGAAGCCACCCAGGAGCCAUGUAAAAGCAAAGGCAGAGCCAGCAGACUUCUGUCUGAUGAAACAAGCUCAGAAACACCGGCUCUUAGAGGAGGAAGUGGCUCGGUUCCAUGAGGUCAUCACCAAUCCCAGGUUCAGAGCCAACCCCCUCAUGGCCAUCACAGAGCAUCUCUCCCAGAGGCUGAGGCAGGAGGAAGAAGGCAAACCCCUCUAGGGUGGCAGCUGGGACCCAGUGUGCCCGCUGGAGCUGGUGCGAAGGAGCACGUCACUGACAUGACCUCUCAGCCACUUCAGUCCUUGGAAGAAGUUCAGCAGAUUAGUAAACCCAACAGUCCUGUUUUCUGUCUGCAUGAAUAAUGCAGUUCUCUCCUGACAAUGGCAGCUGCUCUUUGGCAAGCAGCCUGCAGAGAGCAGGGUGUCCUGCAGGAUGGUUGUGCAGACGCUAAAAUCCCUGCAAAGUAUCUUGACACCUUUUCUCUCUGUGUGAGCAGUGGCAAUGUCUCUGUUUUCUGUCGCUCCCCUCCUCUUUCUGACAACUCUGAAAAGAGAUUCCCUGCUGUUCUGUGGAGGUGGUUCAAGACCCCCAGCCCUGGAGCCCAGAAGGCUGUCAUAGAUCUGUGGAAGGGCCAAUGCUGCUGUUCAGAGACAUUGCUUUAUGUGGGAAAUUUAGCUUUGAAAUAAACACACUUUCACACAGCA
Apus apus (common swift) is the source of this 1172-nucleotide messenger RNA. It is a transcript of the gene SLX9, whose product is annotated as SLX9 ribosome biogenesis factor. The record is from RefSeq and is a predicted model, not a curated record. The transcript is spliced from 6 exons. Gene Ontology annotation, biological process: maturation of SSU-rRNA from tricistronic rRNA transcript (SSU-rRNA, 5.8S rRNA, LSU-rRNA). The coding region runs from base 40 to 687 and encodes 215 amino acids. NCBI's taxonomy places the organism in Eukaryota, Metazoa, Chordata, Aves, Apodiformes, Apodidae. Gene Ontology annotation, cellular component: nucleolus; 90S preribosome; preribosome, small subunit precursor.